Molecule: messenger RNA, 7641 nt
Organism: Lates calcarifer (barramundi perch)
Lineage: Eukaryota; Metazoa; Chordata; Actinopteri; Centropomidae
Gene: nfatc3a
Product: nuclear factor of activated T cells 3a
Exons: 10
Coding region: 1002-4412 (1136 amino acids)
Biological process (GO): cytokine production; calcineurin-NFAT signaling cascade; regulation of transcription by RNA polymerase II
Cellular component (GO): transcription regulator complex
Molecular function (GO): RNA polymerase II cis-regulatory region sequence-specific DNA binding; transcription factor binding; DNA-binding transcription factor activity, RNA polymerase II-specific
Source: RefSeq, a predicted model, not a curated record
GAGUGUCCUCAAACUUGCUUUCAUCUAUAGUAUCAAACAGGGUGAGCCUGGUUGUACAUCCUAAUUAUAGAACAUAUUUCCCUUGACUGGUUUUGAAUCUAGUUUCAUGUAUGAAAAUAACACAAUCCAUCUUACAGUGAGUUACAACAUGUAUUUGGGUUCAUCCCUUUAAGUACCACUUAACCUAUUUGUGGGGCAGUGUCUAUUGUGAAGUGACUGUGUGAGUGGUAGAAAUAGGUAUUGGUGAGUAUUGGGUUAUGCAGGUCACGAGCAGUGGUCUCAUUGGGCGUUAGAGGUGGUAUGAGGCAGGGGGGCAGAAGUGCCCUUUAUGGGUGGCAGAGUAGUAGAUCCAUAGCGGAGCUGUCUGGCUCUCUGCCCAGACAUGCCAUGUGGGGUUCAGAUGGCAGGGUGGAAUGAAAGAAAAGGGGGGCACACACUGCUCUCUAGCUGCUGGUAAGAGGAACAUGAACAGCUUUUUUUGUUCACCCGCUUACCUUGUCAAGACAUUUCUCAGUUUUUUUUUCAUUCCAUUUGCUCUUUUUUUCUUAUCUCACAUAUUGAAAGACGUUUUUUGUGGUUUGUCGGUUGCCGCCAUACCAGCACAGAGCAUUGUAGACCCACCAACAGGACGACUCUCUCACUGCUUUCUCAGGAUAUGAAAGAGACCACCAGUGACAUCAGAGAGAAUGAUCUAGGCUAAUGAAAUCUCCAGAUGCCAGCAGUCAACACAACCAUUUAGUGACUAGUCAGGUUUGAUUUUGUUCUGUUAAUGUGCUGUGACAUUUCUUGUACCUGUGGGGUUGACUCUGUUGUGUAGAUAUGAGGAUAUGUCAAGGCACAUUUUUAUCUUAAUGAGAUAGUCAAACUGAGAGCAGCUGGUGGAGAAAGCUAUUUUGCCCUUGUCUGUGUUGUUGUCAUUGCUCUGUUUCUCUGAACCAAGAGCACGAUCCUCUCAGUCCUUGUCGUGGGAAAGACUGAAAGACUGAAAUUACAUCGCUCUCAUGGUGGACUAUUUUGAGCUCCCAAAGAGAGUGGCAGAGGGCAGACGGCAGGUUCUAGUGACUCGUUCGUACUUAGAGCAGGAGAACCCCUCUCGCCCCGGCACGUCUGCAGCUUUCAACUUUUUUACUGCUGAAGCACUUUGCGACUGUAACGAGGAGAGGAGUGGAAGAAUGCUGUGUGCCACAUCACCAGGUGAGUGUGUUGGCACUCCCAGACUCCAGCCAGAUCUGGACCCUGAUGACAACACAUCGUUCUACAUUCUAAAUGUGGGCCAGCCCCAGCCUAUGGUCACUAACCACCAGCCUAUUGGCCUGCCUCGUCAUGGCAUGCAGCAUACUUCCCCACGCCUUCAGUCACACAAACCAGGAUCUGAGCCUCCAAGCUAUGAGGCACAAGACUCCAAGUAUGGCACCUCCCCCCUGCUGCCCUCUGCUCCUGUGGAGGCUCCGAAGGCCUUUGAGUGCCCCAGUAUCCAAAUCACCUCCAUCUCCCCUAGCUGCCAGCAGGAGAUGGAUGCCAAUGAUGAGGAUCUGAGGGCCAAUGGCCCUGAUGGGGACUAUCAUGGUGACAGGCCCCUGUCCAGAGACCACCUGUAUUUGCGGCUGGACCACUCAUACCGGGACCCUUCGCUCAGCCCUAGCCCGUGCAGCAGCCUCUCCUCUAGGAGCUGGUUCUCUGAUGCCUCCUCCUGUGAAUCAUUCUCACACGUCUAUGAUGAUGUUGACUCAGAGCUAAAUGAAGCAGCUGCCCGCUUUACCUUGGGCUCCCCUCUUACUUCCCCAGGCUGUGCCUCCCCUCAAGCAGGUGGUGGAGUUCUGGAGGAGCAGCCCCAUUGGCAGCACCACCACCCAGCCUUUGUGCACCACUCCCACUCUGUCAGCCUAUCACCGCGACAGUCCCCCUGCCACUCGCCACGCACCAGUGUCACUGAUGAAAAUUGGCUUAGCCCACGACCACCCUCCAGGCCCUCCUCACGUCCCACCUCACCCUGUGGGAAGAGGCGUCACUCCAGCGCCGACAUCUGCUAUCCUGGCUCAUUGUCUCCACACCACUCACCCACGCCCACGCCAGGACCUUCACCUAGGGGCAGCGUUACAGAGGACACCUGGGUUGGCAGUCCCUCUGUAGGCAUGUCACCCUUCCAGUGCUGCCCAUCUGAGGCAGACAUCCCAUCUAAGACAAGGAAGACCUCACAAGACAGAACAGCUAUGCAGUCUGGGAAAGGGGAGCUGGGGCUAGAUGACCAAGGAAAUGUGUCUCCUAAUCUAGACUCUCCCUCAGACGAAGCCCUACACAGCCUGAAGAAGGACGGGCCUGGAGAGCAGUUUCUCUCGGUGCCCUCCCACUUCUCAUGGAAUAAACCUAAGCCCGGUCAUACACCUAUAUUCAGGACCUCCUCACUGCCCCCCCUAGAUUGGCCGCUGCCAAGCCAGUUUGGCCAAUAUGACCUGAAGAUAGAGGUGCAACCCAAAGCCCACCACCGAGCGCACUAUGAGACUGAGGGCAGCCGAGGAGCCGUCAAAGCAGCUUCCGGUGGCCACCCGAUUGUCAAGCUCAUUGGCUACAGCGAGAAGCCCGUCAACCUGCAGAUGUUCAUCGGAACAGCGGAUGACCGUUACUUGAGGCCGCACGCCUUCUACCAGGUGCACAGGAUCACCGGGAAAACUGUAGCCACGGCCAGUCAAGAAAUUAUGGUCUCCAGCACCAAAGUUCUCGAAAUUCCUCUCCUGCCUGAAAACAACAUGUCAGCCAGUAUCGACUGUGCUGGCAUCCUUAAGCUACGGAACUCAGACAUCGAGCUGCGGAAGGGGGAGACGGAUAUAGGAAGAAAGAACACACGGGUCCGUGUGGUGUUCAGAGUCCACAUCCCUCAACCCAACGGCAAGGUGCUGUCGCUGCAGGCUUCUUCCAUUCCUGUGGAGUGCUCCCAGCGUUCAGCUCAAGAGCUGCCCCAGGUUGAGAAAUCCAGCCUGACCAGCUGUCUGGUCAGCGGGGGAGAAGAGAUGGUGAUCACAGGCUCUAACUUCUUCCCUGAGUCCAAGGUCAUCUUCCUGGAGAAAGGCCCUGAUGGACGACCACAAUGGGAAGUUGAGGCAAAAAUAAUACGUGAGAAAACUCAAGGGUCGUGCAUCGUGGUGGAGGUUCCUCCCUACCACAGUAAGACUGUGGGCUCAGCUGUGCAGGUGCAGUUUUAUGUCUGCAAUGGCAAGAGGAAAAGGAGCCAAUCGCAACGCUUCACGUACCUUUCAGUCAUGGUGAAACAGGAGCACAGAGACGAGCUGGACCUUCCUGCGGUACCCCCCAUGUCCAUGCCCCUGGCACAUGCUGCCAGUCUGGUGCGCACCCAGCUGCCUUCUCCUGAGCAGGGCCACCCAUCGGACAACCUUCUGUCCAGCUCCCCUCAUGGCCUGGCCACGGGCUCCGGACCUGGCCUGCUACCCCUGCAGGGCCCGUGCCCCUCCUUGGGCUCCCCGUCUUUCCAGCACCUGCCUCACCUCCAGAGUCACAGUUUGCACCACCCCCCUGCAGAUUGCCACAUGACGUUCCACCCAAGCCCUGCUCCUGCUCCUCUUUCUGCUCCUCCCCGACCCUCCUACCAGCCUAUGCAGCACAGCCACAGUCACGGCCACAGCCUGCCCUUCAAUGGCCAGUCCAGCCUGCCUCCUCAGGGCUACGAGAGGAUGCCCUUUCAGCAGAGCCCCACUGCAGCAUCACACCCAAUGGGUAUGGGGAUGGUGUACCCCUCUUCCCCUUGCUCCUCGCCGUCAGCUCCCUCCUCCUCAAGCACAAAUCCCAUUGCUGGGUCUCCCCAGAGCCAGCAACCCCUGCUCACCCCCUCAUCCCCACACCCCCACACACUUGGAGGCUAUCACUGCUCUCCAAAUCCCACCCAGGUUCCGUCUCCUGGUGGUCACCCCCUUGUAGGGCAGCACUCCUCCCAGCUGCAGAGGGCCAUGGCCUACCACCCGGUAAGUCAAAGGUCAGCCUCCUGCCCCACGCCGUCCAGUGCCCCUCCGCCACGGAUGAUCUCCUCUCCGCACUCCGGGCCUUCCUCCCCUCAGCUCCAUCCGCUACCCUACCAAUCUCCCACCUCCUCCUCCCCCACCUCAGGCGGCAGUCCUCUUGGGCCCCUCCAACAGCAGCCUUCUCCCCAGGCUACAAGUCCAGUCAUGGCCAGCCUGUCCCCGGCAGCAGCAGGCCCUCUGGUUCACCCUCUAAGCCCUCAGGGGCCCUUCCCUUUGGAUGGGGAGAGGCUGAAUAUCAAGCAGGAGCCAGAGGACAGGGAGCCCACCUUCCGUUCUAUUGGCCUGCAGGACAUCACGCUGGACGAUGUAAAUGAAAUCAUCGGCAGAGACAUGUCCCAGUCCCCCAGUGCUCACGGUCCUCCAUCGACGCACAACCAGUCAUAGCUCAGCCCCUCUCUCAGGCCCCCCUCCUCCCACCCCACCGAUGUGGACUUGUGGCUCAUGAACUACCCCACCCUCCACCCCCCACCGUCCAGCUCUUAACCCCAGCUUCGACACAGAGCCUGCUUCCCCAGGCCCGAGGACCCGGUCCUGUGCGCGAUGGGACGAGAGGAGCACGAGGGAGAGGUCAAAGACAGUACCUGCUAAGACCACCAGCCUGACAGGAAGACACUCUUCAUUUGUCCCAUGCGAUUUUAUUUAAAACUGUACACUUUCUCCGAUUGAGAGACAAAGCACUCAGAUUAAACAGAAGGGCGAGCGGGAGAAUACAGCCAUGUCGAUUUACACCCAGGGUGAAAAAGGUCAGAGUGUAACGAGCUGUCAGAGCUGUCCCUCAGUUCUCAGAUGUCGAGAUGUGUGUCCCCCCCACCCACCCCCGUCCUCUCUUCAUUAGGUGUGACGGCCUAAUGAAGACACCGCUGUCUUCCUGAGCAGUCAGGUCAGAGCACUCACUUUUACUUUUUUUUUUUUUGGCAGAAUAACUUUCAGUAGCGGAGACGAGAGUGGCGCAUGUGGUUGUCCCUCUCUCACCAGCAUUGACCUUCAUAAAGGAAGACGUCUGUGAGAAGAGAGAUUCAGGAGUGCACAGUGUUGUCACAGGAAGCCAGAGCUGGGAUUUUAAAUCCCUUCAGAAGGCUUUUCCAAUACUCUGUAGUUUAAGUGUUUCUCAGGCGACGCUUUCAGAAACAUCAGUGUACUGGAACGCAACACAACGUUCCAGACAAAACUAAUCACGCUUCGAGAUUUCAGACCUGCAGAACUGAUUUGUUAGCCGUGAAAUUUAAUCACCAAAUUCAAAUCAAACCAAACUCUCCCCCUUUUUUUUUUCCUCAUGGCUCACUCAUGACAACACUGUCCAUUUCCUUUUUUUUUCUCCCUCCACCCACCCCCACCCCUUUCAAAUAGAAUAAAACCAUUCAGGUCUGGAGUGCCGGAGCCUGGCAGAGAGGAACGAGCUCCUCUGGCACUGGUCUGGGAUCUGCAACCCGCAACAUUCCACAACUUUAACCUUGCAGCCGUGUAGAUAUCUGUACAUGACGCCGCCCCCGGUCUCCUCUUUACGCCCUCCCCUCUCCUGCGUUUCUUUAUCGUCGAGUUGAACAAAUGCCUUAUUAACAUUUAGCAGCUUUGAAUGGUAGCGAAAGCUUUUGUUGUCGUUGUUGUUGUCGUUUUGCACAGCUGGCUUAGAGUUAAACUUACAAUAUUAUUGCAUAAACAGACGCGAGACUCGGGUCGUGCGGAUGUGAUUUCAUGAGUUAACCCUCCUGAUCAUUCUCAUUCAAAGAUAUUUGAAGAAGCCUGUUAAUCUCCAUGUUACAGAGAAGUGUUUUCGUUCAUCCGCGGAGAUAGACGUCUCUGCCUCUGACAUCUCUUUACAUGCAAUAACUGAUCCCCCAGAUCACCCAGGGGCCUUUGUGUGCCUUCUAUUUCCUAACAGGCGGUCAUACCUGUGACAGUAUGUCAGCCGAGGUGAGUUGUGAUGGGAAAUAAUCUGACAAAAGUUUUAAAAGUAUUUAUACACAAAGAUGUCUAGAUAUUGCAUUUAUGUAUUGACCCCACCCCUUAGCCCCUUGCGUGUAAUGAACAAGGUAAAAUCCCAAAGUCUAGAGAACAACAUCUGGAUGUAACGGGGUCUUCCACACCCCCUGUUCGCAACAAUCAAUCACAAUCAAAGAUUUCUCUGUAACCGUGUGACGCAUUCAUUCUCUCACAGAUAUGCAGUGCCUGUAUGGCAGCAAUAACACAGUGGUGAGAAAAAAGGAGUAUUUUCAGGCAGGUUUCUGGUCAGAUACGAGUUUGGUCUGAAGAUUUCCAUCGGCUUUUAUUUUGCCUUAAGCUUGACAAUGACGCUCCUGCAUGCGAGAGCCGAGGAGUGUUGCUUAUGACGGUUUGAAGUCAGUUUCCAGGUGAAAAUGAUUCUGCUAUGCAUUAAAUUCUGCCUAAUGCCUUUAAAAAUGAGGGGGAAAAAAAGACAAAAAAAGACCUUAAUGCCUAUAGAAGUAGACUGUAGACUUGUUGUAGAUGCUUGAUUGAUUUCUGUUAGCACCCUGGAUUCGUCCAUCAGCCAAUCUGCCUUGUCGAGGACACAGUGCAAGCAUCUUAAUAGGUUCAGUUAUGUGUGUGAGCGCAUGUGGGUGUGUGUUAGUGUGUGUGCGCGUGUGGAUGGAUGGUUGGUGUUUGUACCAAAUAUGCGCUGUACAGAAGACAGGAAUUUUUAGAGUCCUAUUUUCAACAACAGAAGCACACCCAUGUAUUUAGGCUAUGCAAACUAUAAGAAGCAAAUGUGAGAUACGACAUUAAAUAUGAGAAAUGAGAUUAUAAACUAUUUGUAAUGUUGCUUAUGAACUUCACAGAGCAGAAAGAAAAAAAAUAAACAUUCAGAUAGUGAGAGUAUCAUGUCACUAUGUAAACUAUUAGGAUGCCUUAACUCUUUGUUUGAAAACCAGUUUGUCAGUGUGUCUGUAUGCUGUUUCUGGGUUGAUUUUUUUUCCAUGACUAAGACAUAAGUCAGUAACUAUUAUUAUUAUUAUUGUUAUUUUUGUUUGUUUGUUGGGGGCACAGGGUGGACAUUGAGGGUUGGGUGGGAGAAGGGAGAUGGCUCUUUUGCAUAUAAAGCUGGUUCUGCAGCUUGAAAGACUUGAGUCAACAAAAAAAUGAAACAAAACCAGCAUUGACAGUAAACUCUGGCUGCCGUCCUCUUCUGUCUCAACCAAAGACCGAACAAUAUGUUCCCAUUUUACAUUAUGGUAAAGCAACAGAGACUGUACAACUCUAUUUUUGAUACUUUGAAAUGGAUGUCAUUCCUAAAAGGUUGGGGACAUGUGUGAGUGUUGAGAAUAUAGACAUAUAUAUAUAUAUAUAUAUGUGUGUGUGUAUGUGUGUAUACACACACACACACAUAUAUAUAUAUGUGUGUGUAUAUAUACAUAUACACACACACAUAUAUAUAUACAUAUACAUAUAUAUAUAUGAAAUUGUUUUGUAAAAUAAAAGGGAAAUACAGGUUUAGCUGAUGUUUACCGAGCCUUGUAUUGUCAUUUCUUGUAUAUUUUGUAUGUUAAAAUUUUUGUAAUUUUUAAGACUGCAGUGCUUUUUGAAAUUAUUCAAAGGGAAUACCUUGCAUCAUACUGUAGGCUCUAAAGUAGUGUAUAUCAAUAAAAGAGAAAACUCA